Molecule: messenger RNA, 1197 nt
Organism: Neurospora tetrasperma FGSC 2508
Lineage: Eukaryota; Fungi; Ascomycota; Sordariomycetes; Sordariales; Sordariaceae
Product: L-xylulose reductase
Exons: 2
Coding region: 148-963 (271 amino acids)
Cellular component (GO): intracellular anatomical structure
Molecular function (GO): oxidoreductase activity, acting on NAD(P)H, oxygen as acceptor
Source: RefSeq, a predicted model, not a curated record
CUUCCCAUCUGCAUCUCAUCUCUUCCUCUCUUCUCAAAACCACAACACAACCAACCAAGAACUUUCUCAGCCACCAUCUUGACCAAACCACAACCACAUCGACAACCAAAACCAACCCCAUACAAGCCCAAAUACCAAACCGCAACCAUGGCCUCCACCACCAAAGGCAACGCCAUCCCCUCGGCUUCCAAGCUUUCAGACCUCUUCAGCCUCAAGGGUAAAGUCGUCGUCAUCACCGGUGCUUCCGGUCCUCGCGGCAUGGGCAUCGAAGCCGCCCGUGGCUGCGCCGAGAUGGGCGCCUCAGUAGCCAUCACGUACGCCUCGCGGGCCGAGGGCGCUCAGAAGAACGUUGCCGAGCUGGAGAAGGAGUACGGAAUCAAGGCCAAGGCCUACAAGCUGAACGUAGCCGACUAUGCGGAAUGCGAGAAGCUGGUGAAGGACGUCAUUGCGGAUUUCGGCCAGAUUGAUGCUUUUAUUGCCAACGCCGGCGCCACAGCCAAGUCGGGUGUCCUCGACGGCUCCAAGGAGGAAUGGGACCGCGUCAUCGAAACGGACCUCAACGGUACCGCCUACUGCGCCAAGGCGGUCGGCCCGCACUUCAAGGAGCGCGGCCGUGGCUCCUUCGUCAUCACGAGUUCCAUUUCCGGCCACAUCGCCAACUACCCGCAGGAGCAGACGUCGUACAAUGUCGCCAAGGCCGGCUGCAUCCACAUGGCCCGGUCGCUGGCCAACGAGUGGCGCGACUUUGCCCGUGUCAACAGCAUCUCGCCCGGUUACAUUGACACCGGCCUCUCGGACUUUGUCGACCAGAAGACGCAGGAUUUGUGGAAGAGCAUGAUUCCGCUGGGCAGGAACGGCGAUGCAAAGGAGUUGAAGGGUGCCUAUGUUUACUUGGUUAGCGAUGCCAGCAGCUACACCACCGGCGCGGAUAUUCUGAUUGACGGUGGAUACACUGUCCGCUAAAGGAGGAGCGCGGAGAAGAGACCUGGGCCCGGAAUCAGAUCACCCGGGAGUUACGUCAUACGGCAUGGGUGCACAGGCCACCCGGAGCCGGAAAUAUGGGGCGUGUUCGGAUCCGAGAUGCCGUGGAUGCACCUCGCUCGCUUCGCUUGCAGUUAGCCCGUUGAGCAUUAUGUAGAAGCCUGUACGAAGUCAUGAAUAAUGUCAAAUUAAGCAAUGUUAUAACACCAUGGUCCC